AUGCUUUUUUUAAUUAUUUUUACAUUAUUAAAUAAUGUCUUUGCUUUAGUUACUCUGACAAUUGAUGAGAAAUUUUAAGAGUCUGAAACCAUUUUCUAAUUGUUACAAUCUUAAUAUCAAGUUUUUUAGAGUAUUCAAAACACUACUUUCUUUUUUUAACCUUAUUAAAUAGAUUAAGAUAAACAUAUAACAGUUGAGUAUGAACUAUUAUCUAAAUAUAUAGAUUAAUUUUUGGGUUUCCUCAAGAUGGUGAUGUUAAUUUAGAGUUUUCAAUUACAAAAAAUAAAUAUGAUAAUACUAGUUCUCAAAAUGAUGUAUUUUAUGACUUAAAUGGAAAAUAUUUAUUCAAAUCAUAUUAGAUGAUUCAAAUAAACCCAUUUACUUUUGAUAAGAAUGAUAAAUUCUACAUUGAUAUAAAUAUUAGAGAUACCAAUUUUACAGACUAUUAAUAUUUAUUAAAAAUUACUAAAACUUAGAAUAAGCUUUGUCCAAAUUAUUGUGGAAAUUCAUAAUCAGGACUAUGUAAUACAGAAACAGGAAUAUGUUCAUGUUCAUCUUAAUUUGUAGAUUUAGAUUGUUCUAAAUAAGCUUAACCUUUAUCUUUGAAAGAGCCCCUUUAAAAUAUAAUGAUAGAAAAAAAAGAAUAUUUUUAUUUUGAAAGAGAUUUAUUAAACACUAAUAUAACUUUGAGUUUAGGUUUAAUGAAUUCCUAAUAUCUAGGAUCUAAAGUUUAAGCCUAUGUUAUGUAUGAAAACUUUGAAUUAGGAGUACCAUGUGAUCAAUUUUUCAAUAAUUACAUUUCUUUUCAUAAUAAAUCUUCUCAAUCUGAAUAAAUAGAUUUGACACCUUUAAUAUACGACCAAAAUAAUCAAAGAUUUUAAAGAUUAUUGAUUACUGUCACAACAGAAUCACCAGUUCUCAUUUAUCUUUCAGUUAGCAUAACUUCUUCAGAUAGUAAUUUUGAUAUAGAUUCAAGUUUAAUUAUUGUAUACGUCCUAGUUUCAAUUGCAAUUAUAUUGUUGUUAACCUGGAUUAUUGUAAUUGUUAUCAGGUAUAGAAAAAGUUCAAGAAUACAUGAUGAAGUUAAUACUGUAUCUCAUCCUCCAAACAAUAAUAAUAGAAUAAAUUAAUCUUCUUUGGUUAUAAAUAUUAUAGAUUAAUAUAUGCCAAAAUUAAAAUACUCGGAAAUUUUAGAAUUUCCAGAAUUUUAGGAAUUAGAAAUUUAGGAAACAUGUUCUGUUUGUUUAUAAGAAUAUUAAAAGUAAACACUUUGUAGAUUUACUCCUUGUCAUCAUAUUUUUCAUUUUAAUUGUUUAGAAUAAUGGAUAAUAAAACAUGAAAAUUGUCCUCUAUGUAGAACAGCCUUAGAUUAAAAGUCAUUGAAAGAAUUGCUUAAUUAAAAUAUUCUUGACACUUUUAAGAAAAAUCAAUAAUAAAACAAAAAAAAAUAACAUAAUGUUGUUAUACAAAGUUAAUUGUUUUCUAAUGCUCACACUAGAUUGAGAAUGAUUGCUAAUAAUUCAAUCGAUAACCACUGA
Paramecium pentaurelia is the source of this 1538-nucleotide messenger RNA. The record is from the annotation of a GenBank genome assembly. NCBI's taxonomy places the organism in Eukaryota, Ciliophora, Oligohymenophorea, Peniculida, Parameciidae.